Molecule: messenger RNA, 828 nt
Organism: Tremella mesenterica DSM 1558
Lineage: Eukaryota; Fungi; Basidiomycota; Tremellomycetes; Tremellales; Tremellaceae
Exons: 4
Coding region: 55-828 (257 amino acids)
Molecular function (GO): oxidoreductase activity
Source: RefSeq, a predicted model, not a curated record
CUUAGCAACGUCGUUUUUCUUGCUCCUAUAAUCUUUAUACUAUACAACAUCAACAUGUCUCGUGUCGUCCUCAUCACAGGUGCUUCAGCUGGAAUCGGCCGUGCCUCCGCUGUUGCUCUUUCCGAAGCUUUCCCUUCUCCUACUCAUCCUGAAAAACUUGUUCUCUGUCUCGCUGGACGUCGUGAGGCUGAACUCAAAGCUACUGCCGAGCAAUGUAAAGAAGGAACCACUAUUGAGGUUUGUGUGGGAAGUACAGCCAGUGAAGAGGAUGUGAAGGGAUGGUUUAAGACUAUCAAGGAGAAGUAUGGACGAUUGGAUGUUCUCUUCAAUAACGCAGGCGUUGACCUUCUUCCCGGUGUACCGUUCAUCGAAGCUGAUCUCACCAAAUUCCGUGACACCCUGGAGACCAACAUCAUGGGAGGUGUCAUCUGCACACAACAAGCUUUCUUGUUGAUGAAGGAUCAAUCUCCUCAAGGAGGGAGAAUCAUUAAUAAUGGUUCAAUUUCCGCUUCGACCCCUAGGCCCAACUCAUUCCCCUACACCAUCUCUAAACACGGUGUCCUCGGUCUGACCAAAUGUAUCUCGCUCGAUGGCCGACCUUAUAAAAUUUCCGCUACCCAGCUGGACAUCGGGAACGCCGUGACUGGAAUGGCUAAUCAUUUGAGUAAGGGAUCGAAACAGGCUGACGGGUCUAUCAGACCUGAACCUCUCAUGGCGGUGAAGAAUGUGGCGGAUACCAUCGUUUAUCUCACCGGGUUGGGAAGGGAUGCGGAUGUAUUGAGGUUGGAGAUUUUGGCUGCCGGUAUGCCAUAUGUCGGACGUGGAUAG